UUAUGAGCUUUUGCCAUAGCCCAUCUGUUUCACAGCUCAUAAGCGAAAUCGUUGCCGCCGUGAACCACCGCCGACUACCUUGAUUCCGUUCGCACACCGCCUCCGGAAGCUGUCAAAUUGCGAAUGGCUUCAGAUGACUCUGGUCAAUUGAACUCUCCGUCUCCAGUUUCUUCGGCGUCAGAACUCUGGAAAGAGCGGAUUCUCAUCCCUACUGUACUCGCAGGGAUUGCUGGAGGGGCGUUUGGGUUAAUAUCGAAGCAUCGAAAAGUUCACGGCCUUCAAAAGAUAUCAGCGACGUAUGCUACUAAUUUUGCAAUCGUUGCUGGCAGCUAUUGCGGAGCGCGUGAAUUUGUAAGGGUGAGUCGGACCUACAAACCAGACGACUUGCUUAACUCAGUGAUAGGAGGUUUCGGAAGUGGCGCACUUCUUGGACGCCUUCAAGGGGGGCAGCUAGGCGCAGUUCGUUACUCAGUUAUUUUUGCUGUUGUUGGGACUGCUGUCGAUUAUGCUACUCUAAGGCUAAAGCCUGUCGCGAAAGAAUUGAUUGAGAGCAAAGAUAGAUGGCUGAAAUUACCAGAGUGGUCGCCAAUCCAAGUUCUCGAUGAAGAAGCUCUUGCUGCAAAACGAGCUCGGGAAGAGCAGGCUUACAGAAAAAUCCACAAUCUCAAAGGAGAAGAAUCCUAAUGGCUUCAUUCUACAUCACUUAUAUUUUUGGCUUUCAUCUGUUAUUUGUAUAACUCACUUCUGUUUGGAUCACAUAGCUAUGAGUUCAAAAGUGCAGUUUUGUAUUUUUUGUUUCUUUCUAUUGUCUGCAACAAUAGACAAGUAUGGGAUUGCAUAUCCUAUUUUUGUAGCCUGUUCUUCCAAUAAACAGGAUAAGAAAAGUAGUUUGCAGUAAUCUGUCCUACAUAUGCUAUCCCAUAAUUUUGUUAUGGAAUCGAUCAUUUUCAUGA
Molecule: messenger RNA, 953 nt
Organism: Andrographis paniculata
Lineage: Eukaryota; Viridiplantae; Streptophyta; Magnoliopsida; Lamiales; Acanthaceae
Exons: 4
Coding region: 124-684 (186 amino acids)
Biological process (GO): protein insertion into mitochondrial inner membrane
Cellular component (GO): TIM22 mitochondrial import inner membrane insertion complex
Molecular function (GO): transmembrane protein transporter activity
Source: RefSeq, a predicted model, not a curated record